UACCAGCAGGGGGCGAUGUGAUCCCUUUUCCUUCCCAGUAUGAGAAAACGACUGCAGGAAGUAAAGAAGAAGUCAACGCGCGGGGGCAUUUGAAAAUCGGAGGUCCACUGUCAAACAUCACCGACGGGAACAAUGGCGUUACAACCGCAAGAUCUGGAGGACUCUCUAAAGGCGUUUAUGAUGAUGCUAGAUGACAGUGAAGCCGUUGCAGAAGCGCAACGUAUACGAAAUACAGCGCAACAUUUGUUUGAUCACCACACUGACACCAUGAAGACAAUCACACAGUACCAUAAUGAGCUGACCCAUGCGGAAGAGGAAGCUGGCCAUACUCUUAUGGGCCUGGAGAGGGCCAAGACCAAGAUGCAGGAAGAGCUGGUUGCACUGGAGCGGGAGGUUCAGAAGAAGCAAACCCAAAGCAUGAACCUAGACUCAGAGUUGGAGUUCCUGCAGAGGGAGCUAAAGGACCUGCAGGAGUGUGAGCAGGAGAUGCAGGCCCUGGAGCAGGAGGUGGACGAGGACACCACAGAAAUCAUCCCCUCUGCCAUAUACCAGUCGCAGCUCUACAACAAGGUCACACACAUGAAGCUGGAGAUGGACAGAGAAAAUAGACAAAUCUUGAAAGGAGUUCACUACGGGAAAGACUUGGCCAGCCCGAUCAACAUUGACACAUCUAAACUCUCACCAACUGAGAUCAGUGAUAAGCUUUGGGCUCUUGUCAGCACAGACUGGAUCUAACUUGUCGACUAACUCGUCUUUUUGCCUUUUCUUUCUAAUGUUCGUUGUGUAAAUGCUUUUUUGUAAACUAUUUAAGCUGUAUCUAUAAGACAACCUCAUUUUGUACUCAUGAGGUUUACUUGUCAUUUUAUGUUUAGACCACUAGGUGUCAUGGCGUCCCUUUCUGAAUUUGUUAGUGUCAAAUUGGUGUCGAGUUCCUUUUUGUGGAUCAAAAAUCUUUUUUUUUCUGUACAUGGGUUCUCAUGACAGAGCUGUUUAAUCUUGUAAAUGUUUGUUUGUUUGUUUUUUUGUUCUGAAAACAUAACAGUAAAAGAUCACAAAUUCAA
Molecule: messenger RNA, 1061 nt
Organism: Engraulis encrasicolus (European anchovy)
Lineage: Eukaryota; Metazoa; Chordata; Actinopteri; Clupeiformes; Engraulidae
Gene: spc24
Product: SPC24 component of NDC80 kinetochore complex
Exons: 6
Coding region: 133-735 (200 amino acids)
Biological process (GO): chromosome segregation
Cellular component (GO): Ndc80 complex
Molecular function (GO): microtubule binding
Source: RefSeq, a predicted model, not a curated record